UUUUGCUGCGCGCUCCCUCCCACUCUGAGCACUUCUUGUUUCUGACAGCGGAGCGCUGCGCUUUUACGCACGGCUUUCACUGUAGUGGAGAGCAGCGUGCGAUGCAGACCGUCGCAUGUCUCCCUGUUAACCGCUGCUGACAAUGGUCCUGUUACUGGCUUUAGUUGUUAUUCUCUCGGGAGAACCAGCUCUGUGUCUGCAGGAAGAAGGAGCAUUCACUUUAGAUGGAGACAUCCGCCAGUUCGCCGUGACCACCGACACGGUUUACAUCGCCACAGAGGAGACGCUGUACCAGCUGAGCCACAGCCUGACACUGGUCCAGAGUCUGAGCCUGAGGGGGAUUUUAAAGGAGGGGAAAAGCGUGGAGGAAGCGCAGUUUCACCGCGUUUCUGAGACGACUGAGCGGAACGCAACGUUUAAUGUCCACGUAUUGUUGCCAUUUGUCGCGAACAAGUCUCUGGUCAGCUGCGGUGCGACUGACAAUGGGUGUGGAUACUGUGAAGUUCUGGACUUGAACAACAUAAAGACAAUUAUCUAUAGCGAGAGGAUCCAGGUGGGACCAUUGAGGCGAAGCAGCGGGUCCGUCGCAUUUUUGAUGAAUAUAGAGAACAGAGGGACUUACAUUCUGACCGCGUUACGGAAAGAAGAAAGACAUUCCAUUAAGUGUAACACUGACUACAACACUGUAAACAUUCACGAUACAAGUGAUGAACAGGGUGGAGGUAUAUUUUCUACUACCGACACCUCAGUCAUACCUCCGAUCAGCAGUGGUGGUGAUGUGGAGUUCGUGGACGGAUUUCAGAUCAAUUCAACAGUAUAUCUGCUCUCCAACGUACAGUCAGGUCCUAGAAAUAACAAAGUCCGACUCGUUUGGCUGACAACAAAUUCCAGUAAGACUCAGACUCUAAGGUCUCUGCGCGGUGCGACUCUCGUCGUUGCUGAUGGAGCAGAAAGCAGCAGACUUGUGGCCUCCUCUGUGAUCCCGGGUGAACCGCCGGUGCUGUGGAGCGGAGUGUUCAGUGUGGACGGAGGACAAACCAACACAGAGCUGGUGGUGUUCGACAUCAGCCCCGAUCUCACAAUAGCGGUCGAUCAAGAUCCAGAUUUCUGCUUUGGAACCUGUACUGGGUCAAAGCCGACGCCAAAAAGGCUGAAGCCAAAGGCAGUUCUCCUCAGACAGAACUACAUGACCUCUGUGUUGGCGCUGAGGCAGAGGGUCUGGAUGGUUUUCUUCAUGGGGACAUCAGAUGGACAGCUCAUUAAGCUUGUUGUGGACAAGAACUACCACCCUGCGUGUCUCACAGUGCUCUACAGAGCCAACGACAACCGCCCAGUGUUUCCCAAAAUCCAUCUAGAUCAAGUGGAUCAUAAACAUGUGUAUGUGGCUUUAAGACAUCAGGUAAAGCGUGUACCUGUAUCAAACUGCAGCACAUUCACAAACCUACAGGAGUGUUUGUCUGCUCAGGAUCCAAACUGUGUGUGGUGUUCGUCUAAACGCAGCUGUGAAUUUGAAGAUGACUGCAAAGACUCAGAAUGGUUGUCUAUUCCUGAAGAUUUCCAUAACGAUCCAGUUUCCUACAAACUUGAAAGGAGCCACGCUGGCCAGCUCAAGCUGAUCGUUCAGACACACCUGACUACGAGGCAAAAGGAUCUGUCUGGCUUUGCCUGUCAGUUUGUGGGAGCAUUUGGAGAGAUGUGUGAUAGGAACAACCCUCCUCCACAGUUCCCACAAUGCACCUGCAUCCUAAGAAGUGGGACACUUCCUGAUGAAGGCCUCAAUCUCACAGUUCGGUUUAGACUUGGAACCGUAAGUUUCACAGAACAACUGAAACUAAACAACUGCUCUAACAUCAGAGGAUCACCAAGUUCUUUCUUGUGUGAGCGUUGUGUGAAGUCUGGAUGUAGUUGGAGCAAAACUGGCUGUUCCUGGGAUAAUCUCGGAGUGGGAAACGCCAGUGUUUGCCAAACCAUAAAGUCAAAGAUGAGCUUUUCUCCCCCAGAGAUCUCCUCCAUCUCUCCCAGUGUUGUGUCUUUGUACGGCAGGAACCAUGCAGUGUUGUCAGGUUACAACCUCAGUGAUGUGACCAGAGUGAGGUUUCAGAGAGACACGGCCUGUGCUGCACAAGAGUCUCCUGUGUGGAACAACACUGGUGUGAAUCUGACAUUCCACAUUCCCAGUACAGAUUAUAAAGGUGUGGUCAGUGUGUGUGUCGUUUUGCCAGAUGGCAGUUGCCAUGGCAACUAUGGCAUCUCCUACCAGUCAUCACCCACCUGCAUCAGAACUGAACCAAACAGCACCUGGUUCAGUGGGAAGAGAACUAUCACACUCAUCGGCUCCCACCUAGAGUUUGUGGAAGGGGUCAUUCACAGCCACAACCCACAAGACGUCACACUACCCAGAAGCAGCAAUUCUGGGAAUCUAACAUAUGAAACAGCUGCAGCAAAAAGCACCCAGCAGUCCUUUUUCAGCUCUGUGUCUCUGAAAGUGGCCAACGAGACCUUGGUUUGUUCCACAAGCUUCAAAUACCACCCAGACCCUGAGUUCAUUGCCUUUAAUUCCCUCACAACAAUGGGCUACGUGCUCAUCAUCGUAGAGAAGAAGAAGCAUGAGCUGGAGAUGACGACAGCAGAGUUGUCAGUGUGGGGCGUUCACGGUGGAAAACAGCACCCCUGCAUCAUGACUGGCAAAGAAACCAGCAACAAGAUGGAGUUUUUCCACUGUCACAUUAAGAACAUCCCUGAUGUUACAUUUCAGGAGUUGAUGAUACAGUAUGGUGACAGGACGGUGAGACUAGGGCCUCCAUCUUUAUUACCCCAGGUCCUACUGAUACUGCGUGUACUGAUACCGUGCAUGUUUGUAGUGUUGGUGAUGAUCUGUCGAUGGCAGAAGAAGCUCACCACUGAGAAGAAGCUUUGAACAUUGGGUCCAACUAUUAUUCAAUGGUUUUUAUCACAUUUUUUCUUACUGAUUAGCCAUCUUUACAUACUGUCAAAGACCUCAGAAGAAUGGACAUCGAUGGUAAUUGUAAAUUUUAACAUAGGCAGGAGCAAGCAGUCAGACGAAUGAGCAAAGGUAGACAGUCAGACAAUGUUUGAUGAUUCAGAUGACUUUUAAUGCAGUAGUGUGAUUAUAUUCUUAUUUUGUAAACUUGUAAUCACGGUGAAAUGAAGUUUAAUGUUUGAGGACAGGGGUCAGGUUUAUAGGGUGAUGCUAAAAAAGCUAAUCUAAGUAAGUAACUAAGUUUUGACUGGUUGGAAAAAAAAGAACAGACACCAGGGCAGAGGGACUCUGAGCGAAAACUGAGUGAAAACGAAAGGAAGAAGUCUUUGGAGGAAAACAGCUGACUCUGGGCAGCUCAGCCCCUUAACCAGGCAGGAUGAAGCAUCAUGGAGAAAAUCAAGUUCAGAACCGAACAUUCUACCGAUCAUUCUAGAAAGACACUUUCAACCAACCAUCUACACAGCUUUGACUCGUCAACUCAGUUGAGUUGACUCAGGAACACAAAACAAUCUGGCAAGAAGCAAGGUGAGAACUGAGGCUUACAGUAAAUACAGAACUAAUGGUUAACUGAUUACAGCUGGUGAAACACAUGACUCAGAUUAAAGUAAAACAAAACUAAGGCUGACAGGAACACAAUAGGAAGUACUAAAAAUAAAAUCACACACUAAACAAGA
Betta splendens (Siamese fighting fish) is the source of this 3675-nucleotide messenger RNA. RefSeq names its product plexin-C1-like. Gene Ontology annotation, cellular component: semaphorin receptor complex. Gene Ontology annotation, biological process: negative regulation of cell adhesion; semaphorin-plexin signaling pathway involved in axon guidance; regulation of cell migration. The record is from RefSeq and is a predicted model, not a curated record. Bases 143 to 2917 code for a protein of 924 amino acids. The transcript has 16 exons. Gene Ontology annotation, molecular function: semaphorin receptor activity; protein binding. NCBI's taxonomy places the organism in Eukaryota, Metazoa, Chordata, Actinopteri, Anabantiformes, Osphronemidae.